Molecule: messenger RNA, 1170 nt
Organism: Caenorhabditis remanei
Lineage: Eukaryota; Metazoa; Nematoda; Chromadorea; Rhabditida; Rhabditidae
Exons: 9
Coding region: 1-1170 (389 amino acids)
Biological process (GO): G protein-coupled receptor signaling pathway
Cellular component (GO): membrane
Molecular function (GO): G protein-coupled receptor activity
Source: RefSeq, a predicted model, not a curated record
AUGGCAUCAGAUGAUUUCGUUAAAACUGCCAGAAAGGCGCUCGUCUCCUAUUCUGUAUCAAUUCAAAACUAUACUGAAGAUGAUUGUCAAAUUGCAUUUCAUGCUACAACCAACUCAUUCAUGCAGACAAUCCGUCUCGUUCAUAUAUUUUUCUGCUCACUGGGUGCAAUCUCUUCAUCCCUUUUUAUCUACGUUCUCCUGAAUUCUUCGUCAAGAAACUUACAUCGAAAUCUACGAAUAUCACUUGCAUCUCUCGCAUUUGCAGCUCUAAUCGCCUGUCUUCAACUCGAUUUUAUUGCGUUUUAUCAUCUUGCUCUAACUCUAACUGCUGAUAAUGCGUGUGACUCGAUGUAUGAAGCAAGAAAAUGUGCGAUUCUCCGGUUUCCAGUGGUACUUUCCAUCUAUUCAACACUUUGCGGAAUCAUUGUUUUGGCUAUUGAACGGACGAUUGCUACUUUAAAAUAUCGAACUUAUGAAGCAAACGGUUCCCGUGCAGUUGGUCUCGCAUUGAUAGCUGGCCAGUGGCUAGUUUGUAUUGUCGUUGCCAUUUUCUCCGUUCUCCUUCGCUCUGAUCCUGGAUACGUUCAUUACUGUACUGCAUACAUAUCACAUCCUAGAACAUCCGUGUUCUCAUUAUGCUUCAUGUCGGCCUUGGAAGUGAUCACUUUGGUUUAUUUCGUUUUGUUACUACAAUCAAACCAAAGGAGACAAGUCAAUGAAUUUGUGAACAAGGCGAUGCAUUCCUUAUCGGAAAGAUAUCAACUUCAGGAAAACGUUCGAAUAAUGAAAAUCUUAAUACCGUCCAUCACAGUUCAUGCGAUUCUCGGAUUCGUUGGUCUCGGUUCAAUGCUAGUAUUUGCAAUCAUGUACAGAACUGCCGAUGAACGUCUGAUAGUUGGGUUUGCUCCAUUUUCUGAAGUUGUUUUACUUGUAAUACCAGUCUACGCAGUUGUCUUCCCCAUCGUUGCAGUUUUCCAGAAUAAACAACUUCGAUUAGCUUCCAGACGGGCGUUGCCAUUCCUGUUCAAUCCUGAAUCUCAAGAAUCGAGUGAAAUGCUACCGGACCCCCCUCCAUCUCAUACAAUGAUCACGAGUCGACCGAGUCGUCAAUUAGAAAAAGAAUCAGAUACUCACUUCGACUUGCUAAAUGAGAUGUGGAAAAAAGGAUAA